GCGCCUUAGCCACAUUUUACUUCAUUCAUUCAUCGAAAGAACUUACAAAUUUUACAGCAAAAUGGCGGUGUAACUUUUGAAACCUGCAAACCUCUGGUCUGCAAUUCGCAACGAAUUGCCUUUUUCAACAUGGCACUCCAAAAUGGCUUCUCUGCAUCUGAUGCACACGUCACUGGAAUACAAUCCGCUGAGAUACAACAGCAAACAACCCAGACAACUUCUAUAUCAUCGUAUCACAUAGACCAGCAACAUGGAAUUCAUGGAAGAUUCCGAGAUUCUGUCGCUGUUCAGCGGCAAUGCCUCUCUGUGGGGGCAGCUACCUGAUGAAGAGGAAUUUCAUCUGGGAUCUGGUCUGGACUCGCAUCUGAAGGAGACCGAGCUAUCGUCGGGCUUGGACUCUACCGGUCCUAACUCACCACAAUCAGAUGUAUCAGAUGACCCUCUUCCUGACUGGAUGUCUCAGAAAGUUUCUUUAUCUGCAUGGCUCGGUGAUGAGGAGGACAUCCCAAUGGCAGACCUUAUGACCAUCCCAUCCUCCCCGCCUCCAAAGUCCACCUCUCCCCCAGCUGAAGAUUCAGAACUCUUCAAGGAGCUCCUUGCUGAGAUUGGCGUCCCUCCUACCCCCGCGUCCUCAGUCGAAGACCAGUCCGCUGAAGCAUUGCUGGCUAUGUCUCCAGUGAGCUCCAUCAGUGAUCCUGGUUCUCCUGUUUAUCAGGAGACAAUGUCUCAGCUCAUAUCGGAGCCAUCAUCCCCUAUGGUCUCAGGGGUCGAUAGCGCACCUGUUGGAGACUUAGAGGAACAGGCUCUGGCUCUCCUUGAUGCGAUGGGAUGCAUGGAGUUCACAACGAACCAAGAACCCUCCGGCGCACAGGUUAUAACUAUCACUCUACCAAUGAUUGAAGACCAAAUGGCCAUCCAGCAACAACUCAUACAGCCUCCUGACUCUCCCAGUUCCAUUGAUUCAUCUAUGCCUGCAUCCCCGGAGGAAUCUCCCAUGCCUUCCCCUUCCCCAAGCCCAACCCCAAAGAGAACUAAAUCAAAGCCCAAACUUAAGAACACUUCUCCCAUUGAGAAAAAGUCUAGGAAGCGUGACCAAAACAAGAAUGCAGCCACAAGGUAUCGUGUCAAGAAAAGGAUUGAAACCGAUGCUGUUGAAGGUGAGCUGAAAGGACUUGAAGAUACAAACAGAGAAUUAAAGGACAAAGCUGAAGGGCUUGAGAAAGAGAUCAAGUAUCUCAAAGAUCUCUUGAUACGCGUCUUGAAAGGAACAAUUAGUAACAUCAAAUCAACGUGAACCCUUCAUUGUAAAAAUGUAUUGUAUGCUAUGUGAAAUUUUGUGCUAUGUUUGAUGUAAAUAUACAUAGUUGUACAUUUUAUUUUCUUUAACACUGAAAUGAAUGAAUAAUGCAUGAAACAAAAUGAAAUGACCAAUUUCAUAUGUUGGACAAGUCUUUUAAAAAGAAAAAUUUGAAUUGAUUAAACCGUGUACUUCAACGGACAGAGGGGAGGGCAGAAAGACUUUGAUUACAGUACACAUACUCAAUCAUCCACAGUUGGAAGAUCCAAGUGGGUUUAUUUAACUUUUGGUUUUGGUUUGUCCUUUUCAUUGAGCUACUUGCUACUACUCCAUGGGGGGGGGGGGGGGGGGGGGGGGGUGUACUUUUUGACACUUAGGCAGCGUUUCACGAAACUGUCAUAGGUACUAGUUUGCCAACAUCCUGUUGAAGUGCAUGUAUCAUAACCAACAUGUGUUUCAAUGUGAUGUCAUUGAACUUGUACUUCAGGCAGUUUUGUGAAAUGCUGCCCUGUUCUCUAAGAUAGUGAAAUAUAUUACAAACUUUGUACAUGUGUAGAUAUAGACAUUGCAGUCUAUUUACUGCAUGAUAUAAUUGAAUGGUGACUUCAAAAUGAUUUGGAUUAAAAUUUGUUCAAUGUA
Molecule: messenger RNA, 1936 nt
Organism: Strongylocentrotus purpuratus (purple sea urchin)
Lineage: Eukaryota; Metazoa; Echinodermata; Echinoidea; Camarodonta; Strongylocentrotidae
Product: cyclic AMP-dependent transcription factor ATF-5
Exons: 3
Coding region: 251-1294 (347 amino acids)
Biological process (GO): regulation of transcription by RNA polymerase II
Cellular component (GO): nucleus
Molecular function (GO): RNA polymerase II transcription regulatory region sequence-specific DNA binding; DNA-binding transcription activator activity, RNA polymerase II-specific
Source: RefSeq, a predicted model, not a curated record